AUGGAGCUCCUGAAGGAGUGGAAGGGCAAGAUCAAGGAGACGUUCAAAGACGUGGUGGGGGAGCUGGACCCUGCGGAGAAGCGGUUGUCCGACCUGGUGGAGCGCGCCACGUCCGAGUCGCUGCAGGCUCCGGACCUGGGGCUCAACCUGGCGGUGGUGGACGAGGUCAACACAAACCCAGAUGUGGCCAUUGACGCGAUUACGCGUGCGGUGCGGCGCGCCUUCCUCAAGCCCAACCCCCACGUGCAGCUCCUGUCGCUCGCG
Monoraphidium neglectum is the source of this 264-nucleotide messenger RNA. RefSeq lists its product as hypothetical. The transcript has 2 exons. The annotation marks the transcript as partial. NCBI's taxonomy places the organism in Eukaryota, Viridiplantae, Chlorophyta, Chlorophyceae, Sphaeropleales, Selenastraceae. Gene Ontology annotation, molecular function: ubiquitin binding; phosphatidylinositol binding. The record is from RefSeq and is a predicted model, not a curated record.